Molecule: messenger RNA, 1527 nt
Organism: Colletotrichum chrysophilum
Lineage: Eukaryota; Fungi; Ascomycota; Sordariomycetes; Glomerellales; Glomerellaceae
Exons: 2
Coding region: 1-1527 (508 amino acids)
Biological process (GO): transmembrane transport
Cellular component (GO): membrane
Molecular function (GO): transmembrane transporter activity
Source: RefSeq, a predicted model, not a curated record
AUGGACGACAAGAUUGACCAGGCGGAAACCGCCAAGGGCGUCCACGCCGACAACGUCGAGAACCAGCAGCCCCAGGACCCCAAUGCGCCUCGCACCAUGGACCCGGCGCGUCGUGCUGCCGUUGAGAAGAGCAUGAAGCGCAAGCUCGACACGCGCUGCUCUCUUUUCGUGCUCAUCUACAUCCUGAACUACCUCGACAGAAACAACAUCGCUGCCGCCCGUCUUCGCGGUCUGCAAGAUGACCUCAAGCUCGACAACACGCAAUACGCCACCUGCUUGAGUAUUCUCUACGUCGGCUACAUUCUCAUGCAGGUCCCCUCGAACAUGAUCAUCAACAAGAUCUCCCGCCCAUCGUUGUACAUCUCCGCCGCCAUGCUGGUCUGGGGUCUCAUUUCGACCCUGUCCGGUGUCACCAACAACUUCGGCGGCAUGGUCGCCACCCGUUUCUGCUUGGGCUUCAUCGAGGCCGCCUUCCUGCCCGGUGCCCUGCUCAUUCUCUCCAAGUGGUACACCCGCCGCGAGCUGACCACCCGCAACGCCAUCCUCUUCUGCGGUAACCUGAUCUCCAACGCCUUCUCCGCCCUGGUCGGUGCCGGUGUCCUGUCCAACAUGCAGGGCGUUCUCGGACACGCCGCGUGGCGCUGGCUGUUCUGGAUCGAGGGCGCCGUCACCAUGGCCGUCGCCAUCUCCGCUGCCUUCAUCCUCCCCGAUCUCCCCACCAACUCCAAGGGCUUCACCGAGGAGGAGCUGUACGUCGCCCAGCUCCGCAUGACUGAGGAUGUUGGUGAGGCCGAUGCCGAUUCCGCCGACAUGGGACCUCUGGACGGUCUCUACAUGGCUGUCAAGGACGUCAAAAUCUACGUCAUGAUGCUGACCUUCACUGCCUACGUCGUCGGUCUGUCUUUCAACGCCUUCUUCCCUACUCUCACCGGCACCCUCGGCUUCGGCUACGUUCCGACUCUGCUCAUGAGCUCUCCUCCCUGGGCCUUCUCCUGCAUCAUCUCUCUCAUCAACGCCUGGCACGCCGAUCGCACUCAGGAGAGAUUCUGGCACAUUGUCGGCCCCAUCUGCGUCGGUCUCGUUGGCUUCAUCAUUUCGAUGUCGACUCUGAACGUCGCCGCUCGCUACAUCGCCCUCUUUCUCCAGGCUAGCUCUUACGCUGGAUUCAUCGUCUUCUACUCCUGGAUCUCCUCUUCCUUCCCCCGUCCCCCGGCCAAGCGUGCCGUCGCCAUCGCCAUGAUCAACGCCUUCUCCCAGCUCGGCAACGUCGCCGGCUCCUACGUCUGGGACCUCAAGGAGAACGGCUUCCGCAAGAGCUACGGCAUCGUCACUGCCAUGUUCGGUGUCACCAUCAUCGGCUGCUACAUCUUCAAGCGCAUCCUCGACAACCUCAACAAGCAGCUCGAGGACGGCGAGCGCGCGUGGGAGGUCCAUGGUGACGUCGCGCACCAGACCGCUGAGAUCACCAACACUGAGGAGAUUGAGGCGGCGCGCAAGAUGGGCAAGGGCUUCAGGUACCUCGUCUAA